GAUGAAACAAUGAGGAGCUGUAUAGUUCUAUGACAACAUAGACAACUCUUCAGCCUGGGGGGAUCAUUUCACCCAAACUUGCCAGAGAGUACACAUCUUGAGCACUGUUAUCGAACCGACACAAGUACUAAAAGAAAGAAACUUCUAAAAUGAGUUCCCUUGCUGCUGAAAUGGAGCUUGUUAAAAGCUUCAUAAAAAUCCCUCAUGAGGAGAGGAAGAAGGAGGCCAGGAGAAAAAUGUAUGAGGAGCUGAGAGCCUUGGAGAUGGAGCGCAGACAUAGAGUCGCUCUGGAGGCCUCGGAGAAGCUCAAGAGGGAGAGAGUGGAGAGAGAAAAAGUAGAGGAAAGUCUGGAAAGACAGAGAGAGGAGGAGAAGGAGGAGAAGGAGGAGAGGAAGGCUUCUGAGGAAGAAGCCCUGCUGAAAGCCAAACAAGACCAGCUGAAGCAGGAGAGUCUUCUCUGGAAAGAUGUGAUGAUGGUUGAAGAGGAGCCGGGCAAAAGGCCCAGGUACACUAUCAGUGCUCUGAAGGAAGAGCAGCAGAGGAGGCAGGAGGAGGUUGAGCUCUGUCAACUGCCACAGGUAGGAGACCCAGCCAGCCGGGAUCCCCUGACCUCUGAGCACAAGGUGACACAACAGCAGGGCAGAAGAAAGACUCUGUAUAACAACUGGGUUGGAGAGGGAAAAAAAACUGAGAGUGCGCCUGUGAAAGAAAACCCCGGCCCAAAUGACUCCACCUAUCUCCUCUUUGCUGCAAAACAAGGCCUGAAGUCUGAAGACAAGCCAAAGGCCCCUAAACCCAGCGUGGCGCAGCAGUGGCUGGACAAACUUAAAGUUGGAAGCUUGGUGGAAAAAUACCGAAGCCACAGAGAGAGGCUGGACCAGAAAAGACAGCUCAAGGCUGAGGAGCAGCACGCUCGUUUUUCUGCCUACAAAGAGAGCCGGGCUCACCUGUUUGCUCGCCAACAUGAUUGUUACAUGGGAGGAUUUGCUCAAAAAAGAAACAGCAUCCUCGGAUCCAUGUUUUAAAUGUUCUUUUUACUUUUUUGCUUUGAUAUUCAGCACAAUAAAACAUUGUUGAAAUGAAAACUU
Molecule: messenger RNA, 1088 nt
Organism: Notolabrus celidotus (New Zealand spotty)
Lineage: Eukaryota; Metazoa; Chordata; Actinopteri; Labriformes; Labridae
Product: trichohyalin-like
Exons: 2
Coding region: 150-1025 (291 amino acids)
Source: RefSeq, a predicted model, not a curated record